GUUUGAUACUUGAAAUAUUUUUCUUUGGAUAGUUCUUACAUUAAAAUGAACGGCCCGUUCGAGAAUUGCACACAACCAAAUGCGAAGAUUAAUUGUUUGGGAAUUGAGGUUUGAAUUUUACCUGAAACCUUUAAUGAAAUUCUCUGUUAUACAUUUUCUUUUUUCCCUUUAAAUUGCAACAAUAAAACACUUCCAUGUCAGAUAAUAUAUUUUCAUCGAAUCUACGUUACAAUGUUGGUUGGUAUAAGGAAAAUGUUAUGAUUCCAAAAUGGAAUCACAAAAUGAAUGGAAAUGUUAUUUAAAGACAAAAAGAUUGAGUAGAAACAUUGUGAAUAAACUUAUCAGAAGAGAGGCAUUUGGUAUUAAACCAUGUACCAAUGUGUAUUAUACUAGAAAUUUGUUGCAAAGUAUUGUUCCCAACUUUACCAUUAUUAAUGUGGAAAAACCACCAUGUUUUUUGAGAAAAUUUAGUCCAGAUGGUCGUUAUUUUUUAGCUUUUUCAGCUGAUCAAACUUCAGUAGAAAUUUAUACCUUUAAUGGCUCUUGUGCUGGUGGCUCAUUAUUACAAGGAUAUAGAGGUGAUUAUGUUGGGAACAAAAAUGACAAUGGAAGUGAAUACAUUAGGUCAGUGUCAUUUUCCACGUACUUUAAAACAAAAUGUGUAGUAAAUAUUACUCACAGUGGUGAGCAGUUAAACCGUGAGUGUAGUCUUUUUACUGAUGAUGGAAGGUAUGUUAUUGUUGGUUCUGCGCAAUAUAUUACAGAUGAUUUAAGACCUAGUUUUUAUGAAAUAUUUAGCAACAAUGAAGCUACAACUCCGAAUCCACGUUCACCACUCGAAGACUACAGCCUUCAUAUCGUUGACCUUCAACAAGGUAAACUCUGUGACACUAUUGAGUUUAAGGUAGACAAGAUAUAUUUGUCUCAUAAUCAAGGAUUAUAUUUAUAUAAAGAAACUUUAGCUGUUUUGUCAGUUCAACAUCAAGCUAUACAUGUUUUUCACAUAAUCGAUGGUACCUUCAUAUCUAUCAGGAGCAUUGGGCGGUUUUGUUAUGAUGAUGAUCAUUAUUUAUUAUCCAAUGUUUAUUCCCAAACUACACAUGUAACAUUUCCUCAUCGAGCAUUUAGAGAGACAGCUAUAAAUUCUUUAAAGCAUCGUCUUCUGGUUUAUUUGUUUAAACAAGCUUUAUGUUUAAGCAAUGGCUCAGGAAGUCCUGAUCCAAUUAGACGAUUUUACCUCAAUUUUGAACAGAUAAAACAGCUUAGGAUAUGGAAGAUGCAGCUUCUUGAUGAAUUUCAUCUGCUUAUAAAAUAUGCUUCAGAAGAAGUUGUUACAUUUAAAGCAUCAGAACCGAAUUCUCAGCCUUCUUUUUUUGUAUUUUACAAUAUGAUCACAACUCAAGUUUUGGCAGUUUUUGAAAAUACUUCUGAAGAAAUGUUAUAUCUUUUGGAAAAUUUUUGUGAUUAUUUUCGAAAUGCACGAUUACAAAGUGGCUCUCUCUUCUUAUGUUCACCUUCAAAUAAUCUAUAUGCAAGAUUAGCUCAACAAAGAUUUAAGCAAACUAUUGUUAUAGCACGUUAUGGAGGUUACACCGAGGCAAUCAAAAGAAUGUUAGCUCAGUUACCGAUCAGUGCUCAGUCUUAUAGCAGUAGCCCUUAUUUGGACUUGUCUCUUUUCAGUUAUGAUGACAAAUGGGUUUCUGCAAUGGAAAGACCAAAAGCAUGUGGUGAACAUCCAAUAAGGUUGAAAUUUUAUUCAAGAGAAUCUGGAUCACUUCACUUUAAAAUUUAUGCGGGUUUAAUUGGUAGAAGUGUGCCUCCUGCUUCACGAAGACUAGUGGCAUUUACAUUUCAUCCUUCAGAACCUUUUGCUAUCAGUGUACAGAGGACUAAUUCUGAUUAUAUAGUUAAUUUUCAUGUCAGGCUUGAUCAGUGAAUUUUCAUGCGCAGGUAGUUUUUUUUUUUUUUAUUUAAAAGUUUUAAAAAAUUAAGUCAUUGAUUUCCUGCCAUUAGUGUUUUCUUUCAUUCACAGAUUUUAUAAAAUGGUGUGGAAUUGAGAUAUCUAUGUCUGUACUUCAAGUUUUCCAAAAAAUAAAUAAAUAAAAUAAUAAUAUAAGAAAAAUAAUAAAUGAUUUUUUUUCAUUGGUGUCACAUUUUGCCAAACAUAAUUUUUGUUUAUCCUUGUUAUCAUGUUUUCUGUUGAUUAAUUUAUCUUCAUAAACUUUAGUUUUUAUUUUUGUUGUUGAAUUUUCAUUAUUAUGUUUUUUUGUUUGACAAUUAAUCUUUAUGAUUUAUUUUUCAUUGUUGAUAACAAGUAGCAAUAAAUUGUUAAGAUUUUUUUUUAAUCGGUUUUACAUAUCAAUUGUGAAUAUUAUAGUUUUCUGAUAAACUAGACUGUCAUCUUGGACCCUUUAAAUCCUCUCUUCUCAUUUUUUUUUUACCUUGUUUUACUCUAUAAUACUUAUAUAUUUAAAUAUAAUAUGAAUUUUCCAUCUACCCAAGGGUUUUAGUUAGUAAAAAUUUAAAUUGCUGGUUUAGCAUUUAUAUUCUUAGUAUAAUUUGAAGAAAAAAGUCUUGAUGUGUAAUUUAAAAUUAUAUACAUUACAUAUUUAUAUGAUAAUCAAGUACAUCCCUAAAAACUUUUGUUGCUAAUUUAUAUUUUAUUCAUGAUCAGUGCCU
Molecule: messenger RNA, 2679 nt
Organism: Nezara viridula (southern green stink bug)
Lineage: Eukaryota; Metazoa; Arthropoda; Insecta; Hemiptera; Pentatomidae
Source: the annotation of a GenBank genome assembly